Colletotrichum destructivum is the source of this 7920-nucleotide messenger RNA. Its product is annotated as Putative Acyl transferase domain superfamily, phosphopantetheine binding ACP domain, thiolase. Gene Ontology annotation, molecular function: 3-oxoacyl-[acyl-carrier-protein] synthase activity. NCBI's taxonomy places the organism in Eukaryota, Fungi, Ascomycota, Sordariomycetes, Glomerellales, Glomerellaceae. Gene Ontology annotation, biological process: fatty acid biosynthetic process. The transcript is spliced from 2 exons. The record is from RefSeq and is a predicted model, not a curated record. Bases 1 to 7920 code for a protein of 2639 amino acids.
AUGUCUUCUUUUCAGCAACUUGUUGAGAACUCCCAAGUGCCGAGCCUGCUGCUCUUCGGCCCACUUGCCCUUUCUUUCGACCAGGGGGCCCUCGACAGGCUAUGCGAGGUAGUGUCGGGGAAUGGCGAGUAUAGCUGGAUACUCGACACCUUGGCGAGCCUCCCUGAGCAGUGGGAAUCCAUCACUGCUUCGAUCCCAAGUCUCAAACAAGCCGACCCGAGACUGAAGAAGCAGUUGCAGGAUAUGCGAGACACCUUUCAAGCCUCCAAGUCAUGGCCUGAUAACGGCUAUCCUUUGCCCAACACUCUUCUCGUGCCCCUUGCCGUGGCCUAUCAGAUGACACAAUACGCAGCCUUCAUCAAUCAUACGACCGGCUGGACAAGACUGGCUUCUGCAGACACAGAGACGCUCGGUCUAUGCACGGGGCUUCUGAGCGCCUUCGCUGUUUCCAGUGCCGGAGGCAACAAGGAGCUUUUCGCCAAGUAUGGCGCCGUUGCCAUGCGUCUCGGCCUCCUUGUGGGCAUGGUCGUCGACGAACAAGACUCUUUGGAGCCCGCCAGAUCCAUCAGUGUGGCAUGGAACUCAGCCGAGGGUGGGGAAGAAGCCAGGCGAAUUCUGGCGCUGGACGAGUUCCAAGGUACCUACAUCUCCGUCUACUUCGAUGAGACACGCGCCACCGUAACGAGCUCGCCCACCAAACUCCGGGCCUUGCAGCAGAGGCUAAGGGAGUCGUCGCUCAUUUCAUCAGAACUGGCCCUCGUCGGGCCGUUCCACGCCAACCGCAACCUCGGGUGUCUAGACGCUCUCGUGGCUUUCACCGAUAAGCACCCAGAGUUCCACUUUGCCGACACGAGGAAACUUGCCUUUCCCACUCGGUCAAACAGAGAUGGAUCCAUCCUCAGUCAGAACAUCCUGCAUCACGAAGCACUCGAGUCCAUCCUGGUCCAUCCACCACAAUGGUGGAAGACAUUCAGUGCCGCCAAAGACGCCCGGCUGCGUGUUGAUACCGGCAGCAGCAGCAGCAACAACAACAACAACUACGUCGUUUCGUUUGGACCAGAGCGAUGUGUUCCACCCUCGCUUAUGCGUCCGCUCCGCCAACAUGUCGUACACCUUGCCGAUCACGAUCGUGCCCUGUUCAAGGCACUCCCCAGACAUAUUGCCGACUCCGACAUUGCCGUGGUGGGCAUGGCGUGCAAGGUGGCCGGCAGCGACGGUCUCGAGGAGUUUUGGGACCUCCUCUGCAACGGAGAACCGCAGCAUCAGGAGCUCAAGGACCAGCGCUUCAGCUUUCAAACGCCGUUCCGUCCGGCCGACGCCAAGCGCAAGUGGUUCGCCAACCUGGUCGACGGCGCUGACCACUUUGACCACAAGUUCUUCAAGCGAAGCCCCCGCGAGAGCGCUACCAUGGAUCCCCAGCAGCGCUGGAUGUUGCAGAUCGCCUAUCAGGCUGUCGAACAGUCUGGUUAUUUCAAUGCCGUCAGCCCCGAGAGGUCCGUCGGCUGCUACAUCGGGCUUCGAGGAAACGACUACUACGACAACGUUGCCUGCCACCCGCCCAACGCAUUCACGGCGACGGGUAACCUCCAGGCCUUCGUCGCCGGCAAGAUCAGCCAUCAGUUCGACUGGACAGGGCCGGCCAUGACGAUCGACACGGCUUGUUCGUCCUCCCUCGUCGCCAUUCACCAGGCGUGCCGGGCCAUCAUUGCUGGAGACUGCAAUGCUGCUCUUGCGGGAGGCGCCCACAUCAUGACGAGCCCCUUGUGGUUCCAGAACCUGGCGGGUGCCUCGUUUCUGAGCACCACUGGCCAGUGUAAGCCGUUCGAUGCUGCGGCCGACGGCUAUUGCAGAGGCGACGGCGUGGGCGCAUUGUUCCUCAAGAGGCACUCCCAGGCCAUCGCCGACGGAGAUCAGGUGCUGGGUGUCAUUCCAGCAACCGCGGUACAGCAAAACCUCAACACCACACCCAUCUUCGUCCCCAACGCGCCCUCGCUUUCCGACCUGUUCAGUUCCGUCACCACUCGAGCUGCCAUCGCCCCCUCCCAGAUUAGCGUUGUCGAGGCUCAUGGCACUGGAACUGCCGUUGGAGAUCCCGCUGAGUACAACGGCAUCCGAAAGGUCCUAGGCGGGCCCGGUCGGGAUAGCCCUUUGGUGCUCGGGUCCGUCAAGUCCUUGGUAGGACACACAGAAUGCGCUUCUGGUGUUGUGUCGGCAGUCAAGAUCCUUCUCAUGCUCCAAAAGGGUAUGAUCCCGCCGCAGGUGAACCUUAAGACCAUCAACCCUGCUCUCGGAGCGUCACCAAGAGACAACAUCCGCUUUGCAACCAGUCUGGAGCCCUGGAACGCGGACUUCCGCGCCGCUCUGAUCAACAACUAUGGCGCUUCGGGCUCCAACGCUUCGAUGAUCAUCUCUCAGCCAACUGGGAAGAGAGCGUUGGACUCGCCCGCCACUACAGGCAGAUACCCGUUCUGGCUCACUGGCGCCGACGACGCUGCGCUCAUUCGGUAUGCCGGGGCCUUGGACACAUUCUUAAGCCGCCAGGACGGUCAAGAACACGCAUCCUUGUCAAAUGUCUCCUUCAACGUCGCCCGCCAGAGCAACCGUCAGCUCCAGAGGGCACUGCUUUUCACCGCCAAAUCCGUGGGUGACCUCAGGCAAAAGUUGACCGCGUUCGCGGCGCGGGAGAGUUCUGCGGUCGUUCCAAUUGAUCGGCCAGCGCCAAAGCCGGUUGUUCUUUGCUUUGGAGGGCAAACUUCGACCUUUAUCGGUCUAGACAAGGAUGUGUAUGAUCGGGCGGCAGUGCUGCGGAAGCAUCUCGAUGAGGUUGACGCCAGAGCCAAAUCUAUCGGUGUCGAGUCCGUCUUCCCAGCCAUCUUCGAACGGACACCCAUCACGGACACGGUGGUGCUACACACCACUUUGUUCGCGUUCCAAUACGCCUCCGCAAAGGCCUGGAUCGAGUCCGGCGUCAACCCUGUGGCAGUCGUGGGCCACAGCUUCGGAGAGCUCACUGCGCUUUGCAUUUCGGGGGCUCUUCCUCUUGAUGACACCCUCAAGAUGAUUGUUGCCCGUGCCAGGCUCAUCAGAGAUUCCUGGGGAGCCGAGAAGGGUGCCAUGAUGGCGAUCGAAGCUGAUUUGAGCGAGGUCGAGAUGCUUCUUCACGAUUCAGCCCAGUCGUCCCCUGCAGUGACACCCGCCACGAUAGCUUGCUACAACGGACCCAGAAGCUUCACGCUCGCUGGAUCUGUUGCCGCAAUCGACGCCGUUGCCGAUACCAUCUCGAAGCGCGGCUCCUUGGCAUUCCGGACCAAGAGACUCAACGUAUCCAACGCUUAUCACUGCUCUUUGGUUGACCCGCUCACGGACCGCUUGGAGGAGAACGCCCGAGACCUGAACUUCCGCGAGCCCGUGAUACCUCUGGAGUCGACCUCGCGCCUCUCGACCAUGACCAAGACGCAAUCGAGCUACUUCUCAGAGCAUAUGCGCUCGCCAGUCUUUUUCCACCAGGCCGUGGAGCGACUCCACAAGCAAUAUCCUUCGAGCAUUUUCCUCGAGGCUGGCUCCAACUCUACCGUCACAUCCAUGGCCGGCCGCGCGCUUGGAAAUCCAACCGACUGUCAUUUCCAGGGGAUCAACAUUACAUGCUGCGACGACGGUUGGGACAAGCUCACGGAUGCCACGGUCAAUCUUUGGAAAGCCGGCCUUACUGCCAACUACUGGGGACACCAUGCAGCACACACCUCUCAGCACACGCCGUUGCUGCUCCCUCCUUAUCAGUUUGAGAAGUCGUCACACUGGCUGGAACUCAAAUCGGCUGCGCCGGCUGUAGAGGUGGUUGUCAGAGAGACUGCGCCCGAGGUGGCUCCCAAGAGCCUGAUAAACUUCACUGGCUAUCAGAAGGACGGCGACAACAAGCCUUUGGCUCGAUUCCAGAUCAACACCGCGCUGGCCGAGUAUGAAAAGACACUUUCCGGUCAUGUGAUUGCCCAGGAAGCCCCCAUAUGCCCGGCUACGAUGCAAACUGGCUUCGUGCUCAACGCUCUGUCCAGCUUGAAGCCCGAACUGUCGAAGCUGGUGCCGCAGACGCAUGGUGUGAAGUUCCUGUCACCCAUUUGCCGUGACCCGGGAAGAUCUCUCUGGAUUGACGCCGUCGAGACGAAGGCCAUGACUUGGGAAUGGUCAAUCUACAGCACAGCACGCAAUGGGAACGGCCAAAAGACGAUGCAUACAUCGGGCCAGUUCGAGUAUUCCUCGGUUGACAACAACUCCCUCUUGGCGGAAAUCUCGCGCUACGAGCGUCUUUUCAGCUAUCAGCGGUGCGUCGAGCUCCUGAACAGCAACAGCGUCGACAACGUGCUCGAGGCCCAGGUCAUCUACAUGCUCUUCUCCAACGUCGUUGAGUACGGCGAGGAGUUCAGAGGAGUCAAGAAGCUUGUAGGGAAGAACGACCAGUCCGCCGCCCACAUCGUGCGUCUGAACACGCAGAACGAAUCCUGGUACGACGCCCACCUCGCCGACACCUUCUGCCAACUCGGCGGCAUCUGGGCCAACUGCAUGGCCAACGACCGCCUGUCUGGCGAGGUCUUCAUCGCGAACGGCAUUGAGCAGUGGGUGCGCUCGCCUAGGGUUUUGAAGCAGCCCUACCCGAGUGCUUUCCAUGUCUACGCGACGAACGCUCGCACGUCCGACCGGGCGACCCUCACGGAUGUCUUCAUCUUCGACGCCGCGGACGGAUGUCUGGUCGAGGCCAUCCUCGGCAUUGGAUACAGCAAGUGUCCCAAGGCGUCGUUGCAGAAGCUCCUGGCUCGCCUGACCGCUGGAGAAUCGGGGGAUGCGACUCCUGCCAGCGUCGAGAGAUGUGCUCCCAUGCCGCUCCCGAGCACGGCGACCGAACCACCAGCUCAGCACCAAGAGGCUGUCUCAAAGCAGCCCAAGCCAAUCCAGGUCGAGAAGCCAAAGCAAGCGCCCAAGAUUGAUGUGAUGCCCCGGGUCAAGGCCAUCUUGGCUGAUCUAUCCGGGCUGGAAAUGGAGGAGAUCAAGGACGACAGCCAACUUGCCGAUCUCGGAAUAGACUCGCUCGUGGGCAUGGAGAUGGCCCAUGAAAUCGAGGCCGCGUACGACAUCACGCUCCCCGAGAACGAGCUCAUCGACAUCCUAGACCUGCCCGGACUCAUUGCGUGCGUCCAAAAGGCGUUGGGUGGCGGCAGCGCAGCAGCCCUCGGGACUCCUAGGAGCCCUGCAGACAGCACCGAUGACGAUUGGCAAGAUGGCGGGUUGAGUGCCUCGGACACUGACGUAUCAACGCCGCCAAGUUCGCCCGAAAUCAUGGAGGCCGACGUCAAGAGAAGCGGUAAACAGACCAUGGACUACGCAAAGACCUCGCUCCUUGCUGUCGACAAGGUCAUGGAUGCCUUCAGUGACACCAAAAACCUGACGGAUGGGAGAAUUGCCGAGCAGGGGCAGACGGAAUAUGUCGAAGGCGCACUCCCCCGCCAGACAGAGUUGACGAUUGCCCUCACCCUCGAGGCCUUCGAAAGUGUGAGCCAGUCGCCGCUCCAGAAGCUCCGAUCCGGUGAAACGCUGGACUUUGUGCCUCACAAGAAAGAACAGCGACCUUUGGUCCGGCAUCUGUACCGUAUGCUGGAGACGGAGACACAGACCAUCGUGGUCAACAGCAAUGACACCAUCACUCGAACAGCAGUGCCUUUCCCAAAGAUCAGGUCCAGCGAGGCCGUCUACCAAGAGCUCAUGACACGCUUCCCAGACCAGAGCACCGCCAACAAGCUGACAAAAUACGCCGGCACCCACCUUGCCGAGGUCUUGAGCGGCAAGACGGACGGUGUGAAGCUCAUUUUCGGCUCUGCCGAGGGCCGUGAGCUUGUCUCGGGUUUCUAUGCCGACUGGCCACUGAACCAAGCCCUCUACAAGCUCAUGGACGACUUCUUCAACGCCCUGAUUCCUAGGCUCAACAUAACCCCAGGCAGCGGCCCGCUUAAGAUCCUCGAGAUGGGUGCCGGUACUGGCGGGACCACAAAGCGACUGCUGCCGCUGCUGGCGCGUCUGGGCGUGCCUAUCGAGUACACCUUUACCGACCUUGCUCCGUCCCUCGUGGCCGCUGCGCGGAAGAAAUGGGGCAAGGAGUACCCGUUCAUGAAGUUCCGGACACACGACAUCGAGAAGGUGCCCGAUGACGACCUGAUCGGGACGCAGCACAUUGUGCUAUCCAGCAACGCCGUCCACGCCACUCAUAGCCUGGUCGUAUCCACAGGCAACAUCCGCAAGAUGCUUCGGCCGGACGGCCUUCUACUAAUGCUUGAGAUGACGCGCACGCCCUACUGGGUCGACCUCGUAUUCGGGCUGUUUGAAGGGUGGUGGCUCUUCGAGGACGGGCGCUCGCACGCGCUCACGCACGAGGACAGGUGGCGCAAAGACCUUCAGACGGCUGGGUACGGCCACGUCGACUGGACCCAGGGCACGACGGCCGAGAGUGAGAUUGAAAAGCUGGUCAUCGCCUUGGCGGACCCGGCUUCGGUAUCAGGGUACGAAAACCAUGCCCGCACCAGUGUUUCUCUGCCACGCGAAAGCACACCCGCUGACUGUGCUGCUCGACAGGCUGUAGUGGACCGGUUCGUCGCUGAGCUGGUCGAGGACUUCGAUGCGGCAACGAGGGGGGAUUCCGCGUCUCUGGGGAUCUCUGCGCCGCCAACGCCAGGCACGACCGUUCUCAUCACUGGCGCCACAGGAAGUCUCGGGUCCCAUCUCGUGGAGGUUUGUGCUCUGAUGCCCUCCGUGUCUCGUGUUGUUUGUCUCAACCGACGCUCCAAGGAAGAGAGGGACCCGGCGAACCGACAACGACAAGCGAUGGACGAGAAAGGCAUACCCCUCAGCGGACAAGCCGCAGCCAAGAUGGUCGUCUUGGAGGCCGACCUAUCCAAGCCGCAGCUGGGUCUGACAGAGACCGACUACGCCCAACUCGUCAGAAGCACCACCCAUAUCGUCCACAAUGCCUGGCCCAUGUGUUUCAAGUGGCCCGUCAAACGCUUUGAGCCGAAUAUGCAGGGCCUGCUGAACUUGCUCAUUCUUUCACAUCAUGCGGCGGAUCACCGUCGCCGGCGCGGAAACCCGGCAUUCCAAAUGACAUUCCAAUUCAUCUCGAGCAUCGCGGUGGUAGGCCACUAUCCCUACCGCACCGGAAAAGCAGCGGUGCCCGAGGAGCGCAUGUGUUUCUCCUCCGUACUACCUACGGGAUACGGCGACGCCAAGUACGUCUGCGAGCGUGUGCUCGACGAGACGCUGCACAGGGACUCGGAUCGCUUCCAUGCUAUGAGCGUGCGACUAGGUCAGAUUGCGGGGUCCAGCAAGACCGGGUUCUGGAACAUGACGGAGCAUGUGGCUUUCAUGCUCAAAUCAAGCCAGACGCUCAAGGCACUGCCGGACUUUGGCGAGAAGGGUGUCAUGAGCUGGACGCCGGUAGAUGUCGUGGCGCAGACGUGUGCUGACCUGCUCUUCCAACCCUCGUCUGGGAAUGCAAAGCGGGAACAGUCCUGUCAUCCGAUCUACCACAUUGACAACCCGAUUCGGCAGUCGUGGAGUGACGCGAUCCGGGUUUUGGCGAAAACAAUCACACCAGGCGCCUCUCUACGAGUGUUGCCGUUCAAGGAGUGGACACGACUCGUCAGAGAAUACACGCCGCCAGCUUCCGUUGGCAAGGAAAAGCCUGGGCCCGAAAUGAAGAACCCGGCAAAAUUGCUCAUCGACUUUCUUGAGGACGACUUUGAACGCAUGUCCUGCGGUGGCGUGUUGCUUGGUACAGCUCACGCAAGGGAGCACUCGAGGACGCUGGCAGGGUUCGGUGCAGUGAGUGAGGAGUAUCUAGAAUUGGUAAUAGGGAGUUGGCGUCAACGGGGUUUCUUAGAGUAA